Molecule: messenger RNA, 8286 nt
Organism: Meriones unguiculatus (Mongolian gerbil)
Lineage: Eukaryota; Metazoa; Chordata; Mammalia; Rodentia; Muridae
Gene: Pard3b
Product: par-3 family cell polarity regulator beta
Exons: 23
Coding region: 413-4036 (1207 amino acids)
Biological process (GO): establishment of centrosome localization; establishment or maintenance of epithelial cell apical/basal polarity; microtubule cytoskeleton organization
Cellular component (GO): adherens junction; apical plasma membrane; apical junction complex
Molecular function (GO): phosphatidylinositol binding; protein binding
Source: RefSeq, a predicted model, not a curated record
CGCGCGUCGGAGGAGUUGGGAGCCGGCUCAAAAGUUUCCUCCCAACUCCGGCCCCGCGCGCCGCCGCCGCCGCCCACUCCAGCCCGGGGCCUGGGGCCGGCCCUGCCACGGUCGCCGGGGCCACCGCCAGAGGCAGGGCAGGGCCGGGCCUGGCCGCGCCCGCAGUUUCACUUUGGCGCGCGGAGCCACAGCCUGCACCGGGCCGACCCCGCUGCGUCCCCGCGUCCCCGCGUCCGCUUCCCGCCCUUGGCCUCGGGGAGGGCUGCAGGGGAGAGCGGCCGCGGUCCCCGGCCCCGGAGCCACACGUGGGACAGCGCCGGGUCCGCUCUCCCCCCCUGAGGGGCUGAGCCUCCCCCCCUCCCCGGGGGGACCAGGCACCUGCUCGGCCCCGCGCCGGGAACCCAGGGCCAGGAUGAAAGUGACAGUGUGCUUCGGCCGGACGGGCAUCGUGGUGCCCUGCCAGGACGGCCAGCUGCGCGUCGCCGAGCUCACCCAGCAGGCGCUGCAGCGGUACCUGAAGACCCGGGACCAGGAUCCUGGGUACUGGGUGAAGAUUCAUCACUUAGAAUACACAGAUGGAGGAAUCCUCGAUCCGGAUGACAUCCUAGCAGAUGUCGUUGAAGACAAAGAUAAGCUGGUCGCUGUGUUUGAUGAGCAAGAGCCACUCCGGAAGAUGGAGAGCCCCAGUGUAAAGGCUGUGGAUCGGCAGAGCCCAGAUGCUUUCGAGACAGAAGUGGCUGCCCAGCUGGCUGCGUUCAAACCAAUCGGCGGGGAAAUCGUAGUAACCCCUUCUGCUCUCAAGUUAGGCACUCCGCUGCUGGUGAGGAGAAGCAGUGACCCAGCACCAGGGCCGCAUGCCGAUGCCCAGCCAAGCGCCACAAGCCCGAGUACCCUGAGCUUGAAACCUGUUGUUCCGGACUCCACCCUGAACUUGGAAAGCAGAGACGCUGUGAAUGGUGAAGAAACAAGGCUACUAACGCUGUACAAAAUGAAAAACCCGCUGAGCGAUAUGACAAGAAUGGUGGAGAUUUCUGGGGAAGGAGACCCCCUGGGAAUACAUGUGGUGCCCUUCAUUUCAUCCCUGAGUGGACGGAUCCUAGGACUCUUCAUCCGAGGCAUCGAAGAAAACAGCAGGUGCAAGCAGGAGGGACUAUUUCAGGAGAAUGAAUGCAUUGUGAAAAUCAACAAUGUGGAACUCCUGGAUAAAACUUUUGCUCAGGCUCAGGACGUCUUCCGUCAGGCGAUGAAAUCCCCCAGCGUGGUCCUCCAUGUGCUUCUGCCUCAAAACCGCGAACAGUAUGAAAAAUCAGUCAUCGGACCCCUCAACAUCUUUGGCAACAGUGACGGGGCUUCAAGAACCACGGUCCCACCUCCUGCCCCUGGGAGACCAGGACUAAAGGCGGUAAACCUAACAGGAGCAAACGGCCCUGAAGCGGAAGACGCAACCUCCCUGCAGCAAAGCAAGAGCCCCCGAGUUCCAAGACUAGGGAGAAAAGCAUCCUCUCCCUCACUCUCCCCUCUCAUGGGGUUUGGCAGCAAGAAAAAUGCAAAAAAAAUUAAGAUUGACCUAAAGAAAGGCCCUGAAGGACUUGGUUUCACUGUGGUGACCAGAGAUUCUUCCAUACAUGGUCCUGGGCCCAUUUUUGUAAAAAACAUCUUACCAAAGGGAGCAGCAAUAAAAGAUGGCCGCCUGCAAUCAGGAGAUAGAAUUUUGGAGGUGAAUGGCAGAGAUAUCACCGGAAGAACUCAGGAAGAGCUGGUGGCCAUGCUGAGGAGCACCAAACAGGGAGAGACAGUAUCACUGGUCAUUGCCCGCCAAGAAGGGAGCUUCCUACCCCGAGAGCUGAAAGGAGAACCUGAUUGUUGUGCCCUCUCCAUGGAGACAAGUGAGCAGCUGACCUUGGAGAUCCCCCUGAACGACUCUGGCUCUGCUGGCCUUGGGGUUAGCCUGAAAGGGAAUAAAUCUCGAGAAACUGGCACUGACUUGGGGAUUUUUAUCAAAUCUAUCAUCCAUGGAGGUGCUGCUUUCAAGGAUGGCCGUCUACGAAUGAAUGACCAACUGAUUGCUGUUAACGGGGAAGCCCUCCUGGGAAAGUCCAACCACGAAGCCAUGGAAACACUGAGGAGAUCCAUGUCCAUGGAGGGAAACAUCCGGGGCAUGAUCCAGUUGAUGAUUCUGAGGAGGACAGAGAGACCACUGGAGGAGCUUCCGGAAUGCAGGGCCCUUUCCAGACCGUGCUUUGACAACUGUCAAGAAGCUCUGAACACCUCCAGGCGAAAUGAUAGCAGUAUACUCUAUCCGUUUGGCACCUACAGUCCACGAGAUAAAAGGAAAGACCUAUUGCUUCCCGGUGACGGCUGGGCCGAGAGUGAAGUGCCGCCGACCCCACCACCGCAUCAUCCUGGUCUGGAAUGGGGCCUUGAAGAUUUCAGCCACAGCUCUGGAGUGGAUUCUACAGUAUAUUUUCCAGAUCAACAUGUCAACUUCAGAUCUGUGACACCCGCCAGGCAGCCUGAAUCAAUUAACCUGAAAGCUUCCAAGAGCAUGGACCUUGUGCCAGAUGAAAGCAAAGUUCAAUCAUUGGCUGAUCGCAGAUCAGACUCUCCAAGCAAAGAUUUUGGUCCAACUUUGGGUCUGAAGAAGUCCAGUUCCUUGGAAAGCCUACAGACUGCUGUGGCCGAAGUUAGGAAGAAUGAUCUUCCCUUCCACAGGCCCAGACCACACAUGGUGCGAGGCCGGGGUUGCAACGAGAGCUUCAGAGCAGCCAUUGACAAAUCUUAUGAUGGACCAGAAGAGGUGGAAGCCGAUGGUCUCUCUGAUAAGAGCUCUCACUCUGGCCAUGGAGCUCUGAAUUGUGAGUCUGCCCCUCAGGGAAACCCCGAGCUAGAUGCUGUGGAAAAUAAAGCCAGGAAAGUAAAAAAACCAAAAGAGAAGGAGAAGAAAAAGGGAAAGGGCAAGCUGAAAGUCAAGGAAAAAAAGCAAAAGGAGGAGAGUGAAGACCCAGAGAGAAAAAUGAAGAGGAAGGGAUUUGGUGCCAUGCUGAGAUUCGGAAAGAAGAAAGAUGACAAAGGCGGGAAGGCUGAGCAGAAAGGUACCCAGAAGCCCAGAAACCUAGGAGAAGAAGAGGUGGAAAAAAUGAAAGAAGAAAGAGAAAGGAUUGGAGCAAAACAUCAGGAGCUAAGAGAAAAGCAGGCAAGAGGUCUUGUUGAUUAUGCCACGGUGGCAAUUGGAUCAGUGCAUGAUAUGGAUGACGAUGAAAUGGACCCCAAUUAUGCCAGGGUGAACCACUUUCGGGAACCGUGCACGUCAGUGAAUGUCUUCAGAUCUCCAUCACCUCCUCGAGCUGGACCACUCGGCUACCCUCGGGAUGGACGUCCACUGUCUCCAGACAGAGACCACUUAGAGGGUCUCUAUGCCAAGGUCAACAAGCCAUAUCAUCCCCCAGCCCUAGCUGACAGCGGCCGUCCCGUGGCUGGAACCACUGACCGCAUCCAGAAGCUUCGGAAAGAGUAUUACCAGGCCAGGAGAGAAGGUUUUCCUUUCUAUGAAAACGAAGAGGGAAGAACACGGCCGUCUGACCACGACCUCAACUGGGUGUCUGGAAAGGGUCCAGACGGGAGCGCACACAACCUUCGCUCUGAGGGGAUGGAGUGUCAGUAUGCAUCCUUACCCAGGGGAGGCUCAGCAGAUCCGGCGGACUGCCUGACAGCAGUGCCCAGGGGCCGCUACAAUGAAAGAGAGAUUCCGUACUACCCAGGACCUCACCUUGUCCAUCCCCCAAGAGGAGGCUACUACCCCAGGCCUCCAGAGCUGAGGGUGACAGAGCUACGCUAUCCGCAGUACUACCCGCCCCCGCCAGCCCAUCAGCACAAAGGACCCUUCAGACAAGACGUUCCGCCUUCACCACCCCAGCACCAGAGAGUUCCAGCCUAUCAGGAGAUGGGCAGAGCAGGGCCCCGAGGGGACAGCCCUGACCGGUUCCCCUACCGUAACCAGGAUCCCAGGCAGAAGAACCCCAUGACCGCAGCAGUAUAGCUAAACAUAUAGCCGACGCCAUCUUUGCCCUUGCUAGACCCUAAGGCCUUCUCCAGGUUAAGGUGUUCCGUGGUACAGAGUGGCUCUUGCUCCCCGAGGCUGCAGCGCUUAACUGCUAAUCAGAGCGGGCACGAGGGACAGGGAAAUGGGGAUGUGGAUCCAAAAAGGGAGAAGGCUACGGUCCUAAAAGCAAUACUUCCCGAUACUUGAAAGGCUCGAAGAAUUGGUUGAUUCAGUGAGAGUGUCAGUUAUCAGUGGAGAUACACUAUAGUAACCCUGGCUACAAAACCCCCAACCCCAACACUACACACAUAGCAAAGGCAGUAGUACAGGCUUGGAGGUCUCUGCCAGGCCUAGUCACCCAUUCAGAGACUCAGUCUCAGGCCCAUCCUUGGAGCUGUAAGGCCUAGAGAGCGGCAGAGUAGAGAGGCUGCAAUCAUGGACAUCUUCAUAAGCACAAUAUUUUCACUGACCACAAAGCAGCAGUGAACACAGCCAGUGACCUCUGGGAAACUUUAGACCCAAAGGAAGACUGCAUCUCCUUAUUUAUAGUCUAUCUUGGGUUCCUGCUACUACUUGUUUGAUACAAAUGUUUGAUACUUCCUUGUUUUUUGAUAUUAAAGUCAGUAGAAUUUGAAGGCAGUAUUAAGUGUCCUGGGAGGAAGCGCAAAGCUGGUCAGAGCUUCCAGAAGGAAUUCAUUCCAGGAGCCACAGUGAGCGGGUGAAGAAGGUUGACUGUCCCGUGGUCCUUGCUUUCCUCUCUCCCAGACCCUGGCAUGCUUGCUUGAAGAUCGCUCCUUUCAGAGUCCUCCUCAGAUGCCUAUAAUUAUUUUAACUGAGACCUCUAUUUUAGACUUCCACUUAGAGGCUAAAGUAUACAUGUGAGUGGGAUGGGCAAAGAAAAGAGAGUCUGCUGGUCAGGCCACAUGGAAAGCAAUGUCAUAGGGAUGUCAGUUCUGGAGUCAGUGCCAAACAGUCUGCCGCUGGGUCAGAGAGGAAACGGGUCACCAACAAGUAGGUAGAAGCGUAUGUGUGUGUGUGUAUGUGUGUGUGUGUGUUCAAACUCUAUGGAGAAUGGAAAAUAAAAUGGCCUUCUGGACGUUCAAUGAGGAAGGAGUCAGAGGAAGUAAAGAAAGAAAAUGUACAAGAUUAAAUCACUCUGCAUCUGCUAUGUCUCAUUAACAAAUGUCAGGGCAAGGCCAAGCUCCCCACCUGAUUUCAGAGAGAAAAAAGAAAGUGUUCUGGCUUGAGAAGCUGGAAAGCCACUCUUCCUUCCUUUGAGCUUUUCUGUACAAAGAGCAUCUGAAGCUGCCAGUGUGCUCCAAGUGGGAACACACCCAAACGCAGAAAUGGCACAACAGCCCAGCAUUCCGGACUUCUCAGUGACUCCUACACACUUUAAGCCCUCCACAUUCCUUCUUCACACGGCCUCCCCAAGACGUCUUACAUUCAACAUAGACAUAUUUUGGCUGAGAGCAGAAUAGCCCCUACCAACAGGUUUUUACCCAAUGAUAGUAUUCUAGAAUACAUAGAGUAGCCAUCUGGCCCAAUUUUAUUUGUUUGUUUGUUUUUCUUUUUUAAUUUGAAAUAGUUUUGUUAACCAAGAAUGAUGCAACUACUGGUUUUAGACGUAAGUGGUGUCAUCUGCUGGACUUCAGGAGAGAUCAUUGUCUAAACCACAAUUGCUGUGGCCUUCUGAAAAAACAGACUGCCAAAUUGCUUUUUGUCCUCUGCCACCUCUCUUCAGCCAGCAACCUCGAAUCAUAUGUAAUUUGUUCAGUGGGGUGGAGGACCUCCAAGCUCUGCUCAACAAGGUAUUAUGGCCAUGCUGUAGGGUCCCUGAUGACCAUGCUGAAAAAUGGCAUUUCUUUUGAGCCAAGGGGUCCUGAAAGAAAAUGAUACAAAUGAGGAAAAUACAACUUGGGGUGGGGGAGGGGACAUUAGAUCAACUCUUAAACCAGGCAUGGUACCACAUGCUUAGAAUCCCAGCAGGCAGACUGCAAGGCAGAUGCUAGACUGGACUGCAGGGUGAGCUUAAGACCAGCCUGAACUAACAAGACCCUUGCUUGAAAAAAAAAAAAAAAAACAAAAACACCAACAAUUACCCUUUGGAGUUUCUGUAAAGCAUUGACUUUAUCCAAGGCAGAAGUCUCCCCUUGCGGAGAGGCUACACCACACACAGGUCGGCCAGGGGUAGGUGGCAAUGGUGUGCUGUAGAGAAGAGGCACUUAUGACGACUGGAUGUUUCCACCUCCACCACUGGCGCCUGGGGUGCACAGGACCCCGACACACAGGCCUUGAGAAAGCUGUCCCCCACCUUGGCUUUGUGCUGUACACACAGUCGAUCCAAUAGUUGCUAAUCCUGAGAGGCCCUCAGAGGCUCAAAGGUUUAUUAAAGAGAAAAAAAAAUAGAUAACAGCUUUCUCUUCUUGCUCAAAGGAAAGCACUCACAGCAUUUGAUCCUGCCCUAAAAAAACUAACAUUAUAUUUGUGACAGAGGCCGCAUCAAUCCAAGGACAAGCUCAGGCAGUGAGCUUUAUAAAUGCUUGUGUGAUAUCCCUGCAACUGUCACCUCUCCAUAGCUACAGAACCAUUUUCUAGUGUUCCAGGAGAGCAGGUGGCUAUCUGGAAGUCCAGGCUAUAUGAUCAGCAGGUCCCCAGGAGAAAGAAGAGCUACCAGUAUAUUUACAGCCUUGGGGAAACUCACUUUGGUAUCUCUGUUGCUGGGAACGCUCACAGAGAAAAAGGUUUAACAAGAGCUACAAACCUGUUACUAGACCAUCUAGCUUCUAGGGCCUUUUCUCCAUUUUUUUUUUUUUUGGUAUGAAUACAAAGAUGAGAGAGAGCAGACCACUGAAAACCUUUAGUCCCUAGAGAAGUAACUCUUCCACAAGAGAGAGAAACACAUCUCAUUGGCCCAUCACACCACCUCUCUUGGUUUAAGACUGUUUCCCUACAGAGUCAAAUCAGUGGACAAACAAAGGAACGUUUUCUUAAAUAAUGAUUUUGCAGAAAACAAAGCUCAGAAAAAAAAAAAAAAGAUGAUUCUGAAACUCAUUAUUCUAAGACUUUUCAGCACAUCUCUGUUGAACUCACAAGGCCCACAUGGAGCAAAAGCCUGAUGUAUUCAAUAGUAUCAUAGAGAAACAGAGCCUUGGAGGCUUUAUUGGGGCCUUAUUUCUUCUACCAACAGAAUAAAAUUAAAACAAGAUCCAUUGCCUUGAUUGUUUUUUUCUUAGUUAACAUACCUUGUGAAGGAAAUCCUCCUGAAACUUCAGGAAGCUCAGAAAGCUGGUUUCUCUGUACCCUGGUCCACAGAGAGACCAAGAGUAAUUACUUUUCCCCUCACUGGAAAUAAACAGCAUUUGUUUUUCUUUGUUUUCUGUUUAGUGUUUGAGCAUUGUUAUGGAAUUCCAGGCCUGUGGAUGGAACUGAAAAGUGGCUGAUAAAGGAAAGUGUGUCUGAAAAAUCCCCAUCAGCAUUAAACACUGAGAUCCACUGUGAGCAGCUUUCAAACUGGCGUUAAAUUGGGUAGACAUCCCACUGUCUCCCAGGUCUGCUUGAACAGGAAGUCCAAGUUUUAUGCAAUUAGGCAGGAGGGAGUUCCAUUCAGAAAAGCCCAUAAUAGUGUUUCUCUGCUCUCUCAGUUCAUACCAACUUAGGUUAGGAAUGAGGCUACAGUGAGACAGAAAAAGAGACUUUACACAGAUAUCCCUACAGAGUCACCUUUCCGAUAAAAAGGAGUUAGCGAUCUAAAAUAAGCCAAGGCUCUCACGUGCAACCAUGGCUUCUGCGUGCAACUAUUUCUCCCUCCUGUUCUUAAACAGUCAUGAAAUCACCCACAGCCUGGCCUUUAAAGUUGGGUUUGGCUACUAAGCUCAAUAGUGAGCCAUUCCCAAAGACUCAUUGCACCCAUUUCUUGAUCUGCUCUUCAGAAAGUGUUCUGUGCCAUCCGCAAUGCUAUUUGCUACUGGAACAUAAAACAAAACCUGUUGUUUAUGCCCUCACUUUCUCCAGUCUUUCCUGUUUUGUUUUGUUUUUUAUGAUAACCAAGUCAUCUGUUCAUACACCCUAAAGAUAAAUUAUGUGAAAUCAUAUUUUGGCAUAGGGGGAUGGGGAGUGAACUCUUUACAAACUUUUUAAGAUGAUCCCAUUUCUAUCACCGAAGACAUUUUGGAUGUUAUUAUAUAUGAGUAUAUAAAUUUUUCAUGUUAUAUUUGCAUUAAAAUAAAGCUUUAUUCAUUCAGUGA